Molecule: messenger RNA, 867 nt
Organism: Priceomyces carsonii
Lineage: Eukaryota; Fungi; Ascomycota; Pichiomycetes; Serinales; Debaryomycetaceae
Gene: HAP31
Product: Hap31p
Exons: 1
Coding region: 1-867 (288 amino acids)
Biological process (GO): regulation of transcription by RNA polymerase II
Cellular component (GO): nucleus; CCAAT-binding factor complex
Molecular function (GO): DNA-binding transcription activator activity, RNA polymerase II-specific; protein heterodimerization activity; RNA polymerase II cis-regulatory region sequence-specific DNA binding
Source: RefSeq, a predicted model, not a curated record
AUGGAAGCAAGUAAUAUAAAUCCCCAGGACGUCGAGCUAAGGGAACAAGAUCGUUGGUUGCCGAUUGCAAAUGUUGCAAGACUCAUGAAGAAUACACUUCCCUCGACUGCCAAGGUUUCUAAGGAUGCUAAGGAAUGCAUGCAAGAGUGUGUAUCAGAAUAUAUUUCGUUCAUUACGAGUGAAGCUAGUGACAAAUGUCUUCGUGAGAAGCGAAAGACCAUAAAUGGAGAAGAUAUCUUGUAUUCUAUGCAUGAUCUAGGAUUUGAGAACUAUGCAGAAGUCUUAAAGAUAUAUUUGGCAAAAUAUAGAGAACAACAAGCUUUGAAGCAAGAAAGAGGAGAAUCAAGGUCAUCCAAGAGAUCAAAACAGCCAGCAGCUGACAUACCCGACAGUCAAGUUGCAUCCAACCUGCAGCUGUCUCUGUCAACUUCUCCUAUGAACGAAGGGAAUAAUGCUUCAAAUAAUCAGGCAAAUGACUACGGUAAUGAAAACGAACAUCAAGAAAUCGAGCAUCAAGAACUUGAUUCGACGUCUGCUACUAACGUAAAUAGCGCUGUUGGAUCUAACAAUUCUCUGACAAGUUCUAUUGGCUCUCCAGAUCCUUUUUUCGAACAUUAUGAUAAUGAAAGUGAGAUAAAAAUUAAACAGGAAGGAGACUCGACCAAAAAUGAUGCUGAUACUGGAGUUUCAGAACAGAAAGAGGAAGAUUACACAUACGAUGAUUUCAUAAGCGAGGCAAAUGAUGGUGCAAUCACAUCACAUCAAAAUAUCGACGAAUUAACCAAGCAGAUAACUAAUAACGACCAAGAUAUUGAUACAUUGACUGCUGGAAUCGGAAACAGCGACUCUAAUGAUGGCUACUUUUGA